GGUUUAAGAGGGAACACAGGUCGGGUGGUUUUCUUGGGGUUUUUGUUUUUUGAUCAGACGCUGCCCAAUUUUUUAGGGCAUAUUAUCCACUCGAGUAUUAAGCCUGCUGACAGUGUCGCUAACAUGGGAUGAAAUGUUAGUGUCCGUUUGCAUGGUCUGAUUUGGACGCCGAUGAAACUCAAGGAGGCAGUUAGCAUUUUAUCUAAUGAGUUUUUCUUUCGGUAAUGAUUUUCUGAGAUAUGGUGUUGCAGAAGAAUUUGAACUACAGUUUUAAUGGCUAUCAAGUGCCUGUCAUUCCUAGAGCUUCAAGAACAACUAGGGGGAGGGGUACAGUCAGGAAGAAGAGUGAGGGCAAUCAGAUACAAGCUUUUGAAAUUUUGGCUAGUGUAGCUGGCAACUUUCUGCAGGAGAAUGAAAACUCCAAUGCUGUGGCUGGGAAAGAUCCUGUUGGUUUUGUUGGAAUUAACAUAAAGGAUAAACAAGAGGAAGAAGCAGGGUCUUUUAAGAGUGACCUCUUUGAGCAUGGAUGUUGCGGUGAGAAUGCCUCUGGUUUGGUCUCUAGUUUGCAAGGGAAGCACAACGACCAAAGGGUUGAAGGCUGUUCAUCUUUUCUUGCCAAUCGUCUUGAAGGUCAAGGACAAAAUGUUUUUGAGAAGGAAGCAGAUGGGCCAAUAAAAGAGAAUUGUGUGAAUGAGAAAGUUGUUCAUGUUACUGGCAGCUCUUCUGGAGUGAUAGAACCUGAUCACAGGGCUUCUAAAUGGGAGAGUUCAGAAAAUUCUGUAGAGAAGCCUUCAUUGGAGGGCCUCGUACAUGGUUCUAGUGGUAGGAAGUUAUUUAAUAGAGAUAAUGAUGAAAACUUUGUUAGGUGUACUCAACCAAGCUCUAAGAAUAAGAAUUCUGGCUCCCUGCCAGAUAUGCCUUUUCAAAGGGUGAAUAGUGUUUCUGGAUCCAAAAGUCGUGAUGUAGGCAAAAAAUCAAAGAAAGGGAGUUUGUAUGGAAGUGAUGACAGUACUGGUAGAGAUAAUUAUAUGCUUCAAAGCUCACAGAGGAUGUAUCCUUUUAAGAAGAGGAAGUUCUUCAACCAGACCUCGCCAUCUGCAUCUGAUAGGGGGUCUCAUUGUCAUGGCAUAUUUGAUUCUUCUGACACCAGAGUUGAUGAUGCGAACUGCAGUGCAGCAAUUGGAGCAUCAUCCUCUAUAGCUGGUCCACAAGUACAUGCUGGGUCGAGGGAUUGUAAUGUGAAGCUUAGCAUAAAAUCUUUUAAAGUUCCAGAGCUUUUUAUUGAUAUACCUGAAACUGCAACUAUUGGUUCAUUAAAGAGGACAGUUAUGGAGGCAGUGACAACUAUUUUAGGAGAUGAACUACAUGUAGGUAUUCUUCUUCAGGGAAAGAAGGUCCAAGAUGACAGCAAAACUCUAAUUCAGACUGGGAUUUCGCAAGAUGAUAAACACCAUAGAUUGGGAUUCAUGUUGGAGCCAAGACAUACUAAGAUUUCACCUUCAUAUAACGAAGACCCUUAUUUUCGAACCACUAUUUCGCAUCGGGAUAUAUCCAGGAAACCUACAUCUUUGAUGCUACAACAAAGAACUUAUAAUGUCUCCCAAGAGCAUUCCCUGAUUAAAUUUGAAAGUUGUGGUGGAGGUGACCUAAACGUGGUUCCCUCUCUAGCAGAUACUUCCCCUAACAAUACUGUGUCAAAGUGUCGUGCUCUGGUUGCAGUUCCAGCCAUUAACAUGGAAGCGUUAGCUGUCAUUCCCUUCCGUCGUAAGCCUGGAAACCCUGACUUUGUGCAGCGUCGAAUCAGGAGGCCUUUCUCUGUGUCUGAAGUAGAAGCACUGGUUCAGGCAGUUGAAAAACUUGGAACUGGAAGAUGGCGUGAUGUCAAACAGUGUGCUUUUGACAAUGCGAAGCACAGGACUUAUGUGGAUUUGAAGGAUAAGUGGAAGACAUUAGUGCACACUGCAAGAAUCUCCCCUCAGCAAAGGAGAGGAGAACCUGUUCCUCAGGAGCUUUUGGACAGAGUCUUAGCUGCUCAUGCUUAUUGGUCUCAACAGCAAUGUAAGCAUCAAGUCAAGCCUCUUUGAGCCUUUUCCUCAAUGCUGAAGAACACUGAGCAACACAAAGAUUUUGGAAGACGUUUCAGAUGCUGUAGUUAUGUAAAAGUUUGAUCCUAUGUAAAUUUAAUUUAUAUAAUAUGCUCACAUCACAUGCUUGUGAUCCGCAUAACAGCUAGGCUCCUCCGAGAGCUCAAGAAGGGUUUGGGAAUUUGUAAAUGGUUGGUUGUGCUUGUAAGGUUUCCUUUGUGUUCUCUUCAAUUACUGGGACACUGGCCGGAGGAGACUAGAAUGAUGAAAUUGGUAUAGAAAUUUAGUAUGAUUAUUUUCUUCUCCCUGCAAA
Prosopis cineraria is the source of this 2397-nucleotide messenger RNA. RefSeq names its product telomere repeat-binding protein 5-like. The coding region runs from base 240 to 2084 and encodes 614 amino acids. Lineage: Eukaryota; Viridiplantae; Streptophyta; Magnoliopsida; Fabales; Fabaceae. The record is from RefSeq and is a predicted model, not a curated record. The transcript has 12 exons.